AUGGGUGUUGGCCGCAGGAGGCUGGCCCCGCUCUGGGCCCUGGCCCUCACUCUGGCCUGCGCCCAGCACACAGGCCUGGCCCAGAACAGCACUGCAGAGCUCAGCUUCAAGCACCCAGACCGCCCUCCUGCCCCUCAGGGGCCUGGUGGCACCACCCUCCGUGGAGUGACCAUCCACCCACCUCUGAGGACCACCCCUGUGGUGCGAGCCCUGAACGCGGCCCACGGUGGGCGAGUGUGCAGCACGUGGGGCGACUUCCACUACAAGACCUUCGACGGCGACGUCUUCCGCUUCCCUGGGCUGUGCAACUAUGUCUUCUCCGCGCACUGCGGCUCCGCCUACGAGGACUUCAACCUGCAGCUCCGCCGCGGCCCCGGGCCCAACAGCACCGCGCCCAGCAUGGUCAUCAUGAAGCUGGACGGCCUGGUUGUCAGGCUGGCCAAGGGCUCCGUCCUGGUCAACAGCCGCCCAAUUCAGCUGCCCUUCAGCCAGUCCGGCGUCCUCAUUGAGCAGAGCAACGGCAACCUGAGGGUGGUGGCCAAGCUGGGCCUGGUCUUCAUGUGGAACCAGGACGACAGCCUCCUGCUCGAGCUGGACGCCAAGUACACCAACCAGACAUGUGGGCUGUGUGGAGACUUCAAUGGUGUCCCCGUCUACAACGAGUUCUUCUCACGCAAUGUCAAGCUGACCCCCACCGAGUUUGGGAACCUGCAGAAGAUGGACGGCCCCACGGAGCAGUGUCAGGACCCUGUCCCUGAGGAUGCUGGGACCUGCUCGAACGACUCUGGCAUCUGUGAGGAGAUGUUGAGCAGCGAGCCGUUCUUGGGCUGUGCCCUCCUGGUGAAUGCCAGCAGCUACCUGGAGGCCUGCCGGCACGACCUCUGCCACUGCAGCCAGGCCAACCUCACCAGCUGCCUCUGCCACACCCUUGCCGAGUACUCCCGCCAGUGCGCCCACGGUGAGAAGGAGCCCCUCCCCGGCCCCUGAAUCCCACAGAUGCAUCACGGGUGUCGGACAGAGCCCCUGAGGCGUCCCUUGGCCCCUGGGUCCCAGGAGCCCUCUAGGGCAGGCCUGUGGUGGGUGGGGGGCCACGCCCCUCCCCACGCCUUCUCAGCGGAUAGUCCGCACCUGCCACACGGCCUGCCUGCCUCUGCAGGGAUGGUUCUGGAUGACAUCGGCCAUACGGGCUGCAUCCCCGUGUCCGGGUGCUCCUGCAUGUACAGUGGGGCCGCCUACGCUCCAGGGACCGGCUACUCCACAGACUGCACCAACUGCACCUGCUCCGGAGGCCGGUGGACCUGCUGGGAGGCGCCGUGUCCAGGGACCUGCUCGGUGCUGGGCGGCACCCACAUCUCCACGUUCGACGAAAAGCAGUACACGAUGCACGGGGACUGCAGCUACGUGCUGGCCAAGCCUUGUGACAGCGGCACCUUCACCGUGCUGGCCGAGCUGCGCAGGUGCGGGCUGACCGACAGCGAGAGCUGCCUGAAGAGCCUGACGCUGAGCCUGGGCGGGGGGCACACGGUCUUCAUGAUCAAGGCUAGCGGGGAGGUGUUUAUGAACCAGGUCUACAUCCAGCUGCCCGUCUCAGCAGCCAACGUCACGCUCUUCAGACCUUCCACCUUCUUCAUCAUUGCCCAGACCCAGCUGGGCCUGCAGCUGGACAUCCAGCUGGUGCCCGUCAUGCAGGUGUUCAUGCGGCUGGAGCCGCAGAUCCGAGGGCAGACCUGCGGCCUGUGUGGGAACUUCAACCAGAACCAGGCUGAUGACUUCCGGACCAUCAGCGGCGUGGUGGAGGGCUCAGCCGCUGCUUUCGCCAACACCUGGAAGACCCAGGCUGCCUGCCCCAACAUCAAGAACAGCCUUGAGGACCCCUGCUCCCUCAGCGUGGAGAACGGUAAGUUCGCUCAGCACUGGUGCUCCCGGCUGACAGACCCCCAGGGCCCAUUCGCCCAGUGCCAUUCCACCGUGGACCCCAGCGCCUACUACUCGAACUGCAUGUUUGACACCUGUAACUGUGAGAAGAGUGAGGACUGCAUGUGCGCGGCCCUGUCCUCCUACGUCCGGGCCUGUGCCGCCCGGGGCGUGCUGCUCAGCGGCUGGCGGGACGGCGUGUGCACAAAGGCCAUGGCGACCUGCCCCAAGUCUCUCACCUACCGCUACAACAUCAGCACGUGCCCGCCCACCUGCCGGGCCCGGAGUGAUGAGGACGUAACCUGCGGCAUCGGCUUCGUCCCCGUGGACGGCUGCACCUGCCCCGAAGACACCUUCCUGGACAACACAGGCGCGUGCGUGCCAGCCGCCAGCUGCCCCUGCUACUUCCAGGGCUCCGUGGUCCCCAAUGGGGAGUCGCGGCAUGAGCAGGGCACUGUCUGCUCCUGCACCCAGGGCGCACUCACCUGCAUCGGAGGCCACACCUCAGAUCAAGUCUGUGUCCCGCCCAUGGUCUACUUCGACUGUCGCAACGCCACGCCUGGGGCCAGCGGGGCCGGCUGUCAGAAGAGCUGCCAAACCCUGGACAUGGACUGUUACAGCUCCAAGUGUGAGCCCGGCUGUGUGUGUCCUGAUGGGCUGGUGGCCAGCGGCAACGGCAGCUGCAUCCCCGUGUCCGACUGCCCCUGUGUGCAUAACGAGGCCAGCUACCAGCCAGGCCAGACCAUCCGCAUGGGCUGCAACACCUGCACCUGUCGCAGCCGGACGUGGCAGUGCACCGACCAGCCCUGCCUGGCCACCUGCGCGGUGUACGGGGACGGCCACUACCUCACCUUCGACGGGCGGGACUACAGCUUCAGCGGGGACUGCGAGUACACGCUGCUCCAGGACCACUGCGGCGGGAACGGCAGCGCCCAGGACAGCUUCCGCGUCGUCACCGAGAACGUGCCCUGCGGCACCACAGGGACCACCUGCUCCAAGGCCAUCAAGAUCUUCCUGGGGAGCUACGAGCUGAAGCUGAGCGACAGGAAACUGGAGGUGACCGAGACGGGCCCGCGGCCACCCUACUCCAUCCGCCAGAUGGGCAUCUACCUGGUGGUCGACACGGGAGUGGGCCUUGUGCUGCUGUGGGACAAGGGUACCAGCAUCUUCCUCAGACUCAGCCCCGACUUCAAGGGGAGGGUCUGCGGGCUGUGCGGGAAUUUUGACGACAAUGCCCUCAACGAUUUCACCACACGGAGCCAGUCCGUGGUGGGUGACGUGCUGGAGUUUGGCAACAGCUGGAAAUUCUCCCCAUCGUGCCCGGACGCUCUGGCCCCCGGAGACCCCUGCACCACCAACCCGCACCGCAAGUCCUGGGCCCAGAAGCAGUGCAGCAUUAUCAACAGCGCCACCUUCAGCGCCUGCCAUGCCCACGUGGAGCCAUCCAGGUACUACAAGGCCUGCGUGAGCGAUGCUUGUGCCUGCAACUCGGGGGGUGACUGUGAGUGCUUCUGCACAGCCGUGGCCGCCUAUGCCCAGGCCUGCCACGAUGCGGGCGUGUGCGUGUCCUGGCGGACCCCGGACAUCUGCCCUCUGUUCUGCGACUACUACAACCCCCAGGGCCAGUGCGAAUGGCACUACCUCUCCUGCGGGGCGCCCUGUCUGAAGACCUGCCGGAACCCCAGUGGCCAGUGCUGGCACGACACCCACAGCUUGGAAGGCUGCUACCCCAAGUGCCCACCAGAAGCCCCCAUCUUCGAUGAGGACCAGAUGCAAUGUGUGGCUUCAUGCCCGACCCCAUCCCCACCACCAACCUGCCAUGCUGGAGGCCAGUCCUUCUGGCCAGGCUCCAAGGUGCCCUCGGACAGGAACUGCUACUCCUGCAUCUGCACUGAGGGCGGCGUGCAGUGUGCCUAUGCCGCGAACGCUUGCAUCUGCACCUAUGGCGGGAAGCAGUUCCAUCCCGGGGACGAAAUCUACCGAACAACGGACGGUUUGGGGAGCUGCAUCUUGGCCCGCUGUGGGGCCAACGGCACCAUCGAGAGACUGGUCUACCCCUGCAGCCCCACCACGCCCACCCCCCAGACCAUCUUCUCCUUCUCGACAUCCCUGCCGGCUUCAACGUCCCCAGAGAGGCCUCCAACUGAGCCCACCAUGGUCACCACGGUCACUUGUUUACAAGUUUUAUGCAACUGGACUGAGUGGAUGGACGGCAGCUACCCUGGGCCGGGGAGAAACAGUGGAGAUUUUGAUACUAUUCCGAAUCUCAGAGCCGAAGGUUAUAAAUUCUGUGCAGAGCCCAAGAAUGUGCAGUGCCGGGCAGAGCGCUUCCCUGACACCCCAAUGCAGGAGCUGGGCCAGGACGUGAUCUGUAACAAAUCCGUGGGCCUGAUUUGCCGGAACGAGGACCAGCUGCCCCCCAUCUGCUACAACUACAACGUCCGCUUCCUGUGCUGUGAGCCGGUGGACACUUGCAGGACACACAGCCCUUCGCCUGCGACACNCGCAACCUCGGCUCCUAAAACGAGCUCAACCUCUGUGCACACAGGCAGCACAACUUCGGCUCCUACAACCAGUGGAACCUCUGUUCCUACAUCCGAGACCACCCUGUCCCCACCGGGGACCACACCAUGCAAGCCAGAGUGCAGGUGGACCAAGUGGUUCGAUGUGGACUUCCCCAUGCCUGGGCCCCACGGGGGAGACAAUGAAACCUUCAGCAACAUCCUGAGGAAUGGAGACCUCAUCUGCCACCGACCCGAAUCCAUCAGCAGAGUGGAGUGCCAAGCCGAGAGCCACCCCGGGGUCAGCAUCCACGAGCUGGGCCAGGUGGUGCAGUGCCACCAGGACGUGGGCCUGCUGUGCCGGAACCAGGACCAGAAGGGUGAGACCAGCACGUGCCUCAACUACCAGAUCAGAGUGCUGUGCUGCGAGCCCCAGGAACACUGCCCUCCACCCACUGUCACAGGAGCCAGCACCACCAGUGUGAGCGUCAGUGUGCACUCAGCGACCACCGUCCACCAGGCCACAUCCAGUGCAAGCUCUGUGCAGACAAGCGGCACAACCUCGGCUCCUACAACCAGUGCAACCUCUCUUUCUACAUCUGCGACUACCCCCUACUCAUCUGGGACCACAGCCUGCUACUGCAAUGCGUCCGGCACGUUGUAUCCCUCAGGAUCCAUCAUCUAUGAAGUGACCGACCUAUUGGGCCACUGCUAUUAUGCCUUUUGCAGCCUGGACUGCCACGUGGUCAAGCAGAUGGCCCCCUCCUGUCCCACCAGCAUGCCACCUCCCACUCCGACCACCUCCCCACCAGAGUCCUCCCCUUCUACUUCUGUGUCGGUCCCUCCACAAGGGUGCCCAAAUGCAGUUCCCCCAAGAACGACAGGUGAAACCUGGCCCAUGCCCAACUGCUCUGAGGCCACCUGCCAGGGCAACGGGGUCAUCACGGUGAGCCCGCGCCACUGUCCGAAGGUGCAGAAGCCCACCUGUGCCAAUGGCUACCCCGCCGUGCAGGUGGCUGACCAUGACAGCUGCUGCUCACACUACCAGUGCCCGUGCGUGUGCAGCGGCUGGGGGGACCCACACUACAUCACGUUCGACGGCACCUACUACACGUUCCUGGACAACUGCACGUACGUGCUGGUGCAGCAGAUCGUGCCGGUGUACGGCCACUUCCGCGUGCUGGUCGAGAACUAUUUCUGCGACGCGAAGGACGGGCUGUCCUGCCCACAGUCCAUCAUCGUUGAGUACCAGGAGAACCGCGUCAUGCUGACCCACAAGGCCGUCCGCGGGGUGAUGACCAACGAGAUCAUUUUUAAUGGCAAGGUGGUCAGGCCCGGCUUCCAGAAAGACGGCAUUGCCGUCUCCCAAGUUGGCAUCAAGAUGUAUGUGAGCAUUCCUGAGCUCGGCGUCCAGGUCAUGUUCAGCGGCCUCAUCUUCUCCGUGGAAGUGCCCUUCAGCAAGUUUGCCAACAACACAGAAGGGCAGUGUGGCACCUGCACCAAUGACCAGAAGGAUGAUUGCCGCCUGCCUGGGGGCGCGGUGGUGGCCUCCUGCUCUGACAUGUCCGGCCACUGGAAGGUGACAUACCCUGGCCAGCCGCCCUGCAACGGGCCUCCCCCGACGCCUACCCCAGUGGAGCCCAGGACCUCGCCCACCCCGUGCCCACCUUCACCAAUCUGCCAGCUCAUUCUGAGCAAGCCCUUCAAGCUGUGCCACGCGCUAAUCCCGCCCUGGCCGUACUACCAAGGCUGCAUCUUCGACCAGUGCCACAUGCCCGGCAUGGACGUGAUGUGCUCUGCCCUAGAGCUCUACGCUGCCCUCUGUGCCUCCCUUGGUGUCUGCGUCGACUGGCGGGGCCAGACCAACUACACGUGCCCCUUCACCUGCCUUGCUGGCAUGGAGUACCGGCCCUGCGGCCCGCCCACCCCCUCCUACUGUUGCAUGGACAGCAGCACCAGCGCCCCGGCCUUCCUGGGAGCCAGUCCCAUCACGGAAGGCUGCUUCUGCCCUCAGGGCAUGAUGUUCUACAGCUCGAGCAAGGAGGUCUGCGUGCCCGCUGACUGCAACACUUGCCUGGGGCCCAGUGGGGAGCCUGUGGAGCCCGGCCACACGGUCAUCGUGGACUGCCAGGAGUGCACCUGUGAGGGCAGCACGCGGACCAUGAGCUGCCGGCCCCAGGCCUGCCCCCCGGCCCCCACCUGCCCCGAGUCUGGCCACGUGCCUGUGCCCGAGGCCCUGCAGACCGGCCAGUGCUGUCCCCAGUACCAUUGCGCCUGUAACACCAGCCACUGCCCUGAGCCCGAGGCCUGCCCGAAAGGCUCACACGCCAUCCAGACCUACAGCGAGGCGGCCUGCUGCCCGACCUACAGCUGCAGCUGGAGCGUCUGCAGCAUCAACGGCACCCUGUACCAGCCCGGUGCCGUGGUCUCCUCGAGCCUGUGUGAAAAAUGUUGGUGUGAGCUGCCUGGGGGAGCCCCAUCAGACACCUUUUCGAUCAACUGUGAGACCCAGAUCUGCAGUACCUCCUGCCCCCUGGGCUUCAAGUACCAGGCUCAGGCCGGGCAGUGCUGUGGUGAGUGUGUGCAGGUGGCCUGCAUCAUGAACACCAGUGACAGCUCCGCCCACCUCUUCUACCCGGGCGAGUCCUGGUCAGACCCCGGAGACCACUGCGUGACGCACAAGUGUGAGAAGCACUGGGAUGGGCUCGAGGUGGUGACCACAAAGAAGGUGUGUCCCCUGCUCAACUGUCCUGCGGACAAGGCUCUGCCCAGCGAGGACGGCUGUUGCCUCUCCUGCCCCUCACCCUACGAGAACCAGUCGACCUGCGCGAUGCACUACCAGCUCCAGGUCCUCCGGCAGCAGGGCUGCAGUUCCUCCGGACCCGUGCGCCUCGCCUACUGCCAGGGCAACUGCGGGGACACCACCUCCGUGUUCUCCCCGGAGUCGAACGCAGUGGAGCACCGGUGCAGCUGCUGCCGCGAGCUGCGCGUCUCUCUGAGGAACGUGACCCUGCGUUGCGAGGACGGCUCGAGCCGCACCCUCACCUACACGGAGGUGGAGGAGUGCGGCUGCAAGGACCUGCAGUGCGACUCCCCCGGGGGCCUUGCCCUCUCGGCGGUGGAGCUGGAGCCAAGCCCGGAGAGCGGGCUCAGGCGCCGCGGGAGGAGGGCCCCGCGGGCUCGGCCCCUGCAGUAG
This is a messenger RNA of Odocoileus virginianus texanus, 7611 nucleotides long. NCBI's taxonomy places the organism in Eukaryota, Metazoa, Chordata, Mammalia, Artiodactyla, Cervidae. The record is from RefSeq and is a predicted model, not a curated record.